This is a messenger RNA of Aureobasidium musti, 933 nucleotides long. The record is from the annotation of a GenBank genome assembly. NCBI's taxonomy places the organism in Eukaryota, Fungi, Ascomycota, Dothideomycetes, Dothideales, Saccotheciaceae.
AUGGGCAACACCAUUUCCGACUUGACACCUACGCCAUUGCCUGCAAACACGGUCGCAACAUCCUACAACCACAAUGGAAACUACAUUAUCCAGUCAACGCUCGGCAUCGGAAUACAUGGCAUUGUGUAUCGUGUCGCUCACUCGAAAUCCAACAGACUCUUUGCAAUGAAAGUGCUGCAGACAACAACAUCAGCCCAACUGCGGCGUUUCCGCGAAGAAGCCACUAUUCUGGCAAUGUUGUCGCAUGCCAACAUCGCUAUCUUGGAAGAUAUAGGCGGCGUACCUGAUCCUAGUUCUGGAUCUUGGAACGCGUGUAUCUUGACCGAACUUGCGGCCUACAAUCUCGUUGACUUCUACACGACUUACUCUUCGCUGGGCAUAUCUGGGUUGGAUGAAGCACUCGCACAGACAGUGGCUCAUCAACCUCUAUCUGCAUUGACGUAUCUCCACGAACAAAACUUUGUACACAGAGACAUCAAACCAGCCAACAUUCUUGUCUUCUGGACUGCUCGAUCUUCCUUACUCUACAAACUGUCUGACUUUGGUCUUGCUGCCCACUUCCACGAGGACGAGAGUGUCCCUGCUCCUGUUGCUCGCUACACGGCUCCUGAGCUUCUUCUUCAGGGUCACGACCCGCAGCAAAUGUCCAAGGCAGAUGUCUGGGCUUUGGGUAUGGUGUGCAGGGAUCUGUGUACUCAGGCGCUUCUUCAUCCGCAUACAGAGACUAGAGCUCCAGGUCUGUGGGCAACAGAGACGACGGAUUGGAUGUUGAGAGAAGACGUUACAAGUAGACCUACAGCGAGGGAGUGUAGGGAAGCUGUAUGGGUGAGACAAGGAGACAGGAUGCCGAGUGGCCUUUUGAAAGUAUUGAGGCAACAGUCGGGCCUACACCCAAGCGAGCCGAAUGGGACGAGUGAUGAUAUGGAGAUGUGA